Molecule: messenger RNA, 3768 nt
Organism: Hordeum vulgare subsp. vulgare (domesticated barley)
Lineage: Eukaryota; Viridiplantae; Streptophyta; Magnoliopsida; Poales; Poaceae
Product: disease resistance protein RGA2-like
Exons: 2
Coding region: 1-3768 (1255 amino acids)
Biological process (GO): defense response to other organism
Molecular function (GO): ADP binding
Source: RefSeq, a predicted model, not a curated record
AUGGCGGAGCUGGUGGCCACCGUGGUGGUCGGACCACUGCUCUCCAUUCUCAACGAUAAGGUAUCCAGCAGCCUGCUCGACCAGUACAAGGUGAUGAAAGGCAUGGAGGAGCAACAGGAGAUCCUGAUGCGUAAGCUUCCUGCCAUUCUGGACAUCAUCGAUGACGCUGAGAAGGAAGCAUCCCUGAGAAGAGGUGCAGCGGCAUGGCUCGAGGCCAUCAAGAAGGUGGCUUACGAGGCCAAUGAAGUCUUUGAUGAGUUCAAGUACGAGGCACUUCGCCGCAAGGCCAAAAAGGAGGGACACUACAAGGAGCUUGGCUUUGAUGUGGUAAAACUCUUUCCCACCCACAACCGUUUUGUGUUCCGGAACAGGAUGGGAAGAAAGCUCCGCAAGAUUGUGCAGGCCAUCGAGGUCCUUGUCACCGAAAUGAACGCCUUUGGCUUCAAGUAUCAGAAGAAAAAGACGCUAGUCUCCAGUCAGUUGCGGCAGACGGGUCAUGCUAACGCUAACCCAGAGGAAAUCAAGAAAAUCAUCAGCCAAUCCAGAGACAACGAUAAGAAUGAAAUUGUUAGUAGACUGGUUGGUCAAGCUAAGGAUGCAGAUGUCAUGGUUGUUCCCAUCGUUGGAAUGGGGGGUCUGGGCAAGACCACAUUAGCACAACUUGUUUACAAUGAUGAUGAAAUUCGGAAGCAUUUCGAUUUGUUGCUAUGGGUGUGUGUCUCUGACUGCUUUGAUAUGGAUUCUCUGGCUGAUAGUAUAGUUAAAGCAGCUCCUGGGAAGAAGGAUUAUGGUACAAAAGCAGAUGAUUCCAACAAAAAGAAUGAUGGUACAGAAGCAGCUCCUGGGAAGAAGGAUUAUGGUACAAAAGCAGAUGAUUCUAACAAGACACCACUUGAUGACCUUCAUAAAGUUCUGAGCGGGCAAAGCUACCUCCUUGUAUUGGACGAUGUCUGGAAACGACAUGAGCGUAUCUGGGGGGAGCUGAUGGCAUGCCUUCAACAUGGUGGCAGGGGUAGUGUGGUCUUGACAACAACUCGUGAUAAAGGGUUGGCUACAAAAAUGGGUUGUGAUGGUAAAACCUAUGAGCUCGCAUAUUUGGAAGAUAAAUUCAUAAAGGAAAUCAUUGAGAGAAGAGCGUUUAGAUAUUUGCCCAAGGAAGAGAAAAGGCCUGAAAGGUUGGUAGAUAUGGUUGAUGAGAUUGUAAAGAGAUGUGCUGGCUCUCCUUUAGCAGCAACAGCACUCGGCUCUGUACUAUGUACCAAGACCAGUGAGCAAGAAUGGAAAGAUAUAUUAACCAGUAGCAGCAUUUGCACCGAGGAGAUUGGAAUCUUACCUAUACUCAAGCUCAGUUACAAUGACUUGCCAUCGCAAAUGAAGCAGUGCUUUGCUUUUUGUGCUAUAUUUCCCAAAGAUUACGAGAUUGAUAUGAACAAGUUGAUCCAACUAUGGAUUGCACAUGGCUUCAUCCAAGGAAGGCAAUCUCAUCUUGAAACCAUCGGCAAACAGAUUUUCGAUGAGCUAGCAUCAAGUUCAUUCUUUCAGGAUGUAAAAAAAGUCCAAGCCACAAGUAGUCGACACUCCAUGUUGUGUUACUCCAGAACAACAUGUAAAAUCCAUGAUCUUAUGCAUGAUGUUGCACUUUCGGUAAUGGAAAAGGAAUGCGCCUUGGCAACUGAGGAAACAAGUCAGAGUGAGUGGCUUCCAAACACAGCUCGGCAUUUAUUUUUGCCAUGCAAGGACCCAGAAAAAAAACUGGAUAGUUCUCUGGAGAACAGCUUUCCAGCCAUCCAAACACUUCUGUGUGAUGGUUAUAUGAGUAGUUCAUUGCAACAUCUAUCCAAAUACAGCUCUUUGCAAGCGUUACAGCUCCACUCAUUUGGAAGAUCAUUUCCACUGAAACCAAAGCAUCUACAUCACCUCAGAUACCUAGAUCUUUCAGGAAGUUGGAUAAAAGCACUUCCCGAAGAUAUGAGCAUUCUAUACAACCUGCAAACGCUGAACCUCGCUGGUUGUAGUUCUCUUUGUAGACUUCCAAGACAAAUGAAGUACAUGACUUCCCUGCGUCACCUUUACACUCAUGGUUGUCCAGAGCUGAAGAGGAUGCCAAAAGACCUCGGAAGACUCACAUCCCUACAGACACUUACAUGCUUUGUAGCAGGUAGUGGCUCUAGUUGCAGUAAUGUGGGAGAGCUAAGAAAUCUAAAACUUGGUGGUCAACUAGAGCUAUGUAAUCUGGCAAACGUGAAAGAAGAGGAUGCAAAAAAAGCAAACCUCAUGAACAAGGAGGAGCUAAGAGAACUGACAUUAACAUGGACCUUGAAAUGGAAUUAUUCUCAAGAUAAAACCAGCUGGCGGGAUAAUGAAGAGGAUGCAAAAGUGCUCGAGAAUCUCAGACCUCAUGAUGAACUGGAUGCGAUAGGGAUACACUCAUAUGGAGCCACCACCGUCCCGACAUGGAUGACUGUGUUGCAAAACUUUGUUGUGAUCCAUCUUUUCAGCUGUACAAAACUAGUAUGGUUGUUCAGCCGUGACUGUGAUACAUCGUUUGCAUUUCCAAACCUGAAGGAGCUUAUGCUAAAAGGUCUUGUUGGUUUGGAGAGAUGGUGGGAAGAAGAUAAGGAUGGGAUGCAAGGAGAGACGAUGAUGUUUCCUCUACUUGAGAAGCUGCAUAUUAUUGACUGUGUAAAGUUGAAAGCACUGCCAGGACAUCCGACCUUCCCUGAGCUGCAGAAUGUAUGCAUUGAGAAUUGUCCAGAGUUGACAACUACAGCUAAAUCACCAAAGCUCAGUGUAUUGGACAUGGAAGGAUACGAGGCAGAGUUCUUCUUGUGGGUAGCGAGACAUAUGACUUCAUUGACCAAUCUGAAACUGACUAGCAUUGAACACAGUAAAGAUACAACCUCGAUGGGGGCUGAGAAUAGUCUGAGGGAAGUGGUGAACAUCAAGGAAAAAGGGAACGAUAAAGAUUUUCCUCUGGCAGUUUUGGUGUUAAGAGGCUUUAAGUCAGUUGUAACUGUAACAGAGUUGUGUGCAUGCUUUGUACACCUUCAAGAUUUGUCAAUUGUGAGGUGCCAUGGGCUCGUCCACUGGCCAAAAAAAUUGUUCGAAGGAUUGGUAUUGUUGAGGAGGCUAGAGAUUGAAAAUUGCGAUAAUCUGAUUGGAUAUACACAAGCUUCUGCUGAGCCAUCGACGUCAUCAGAAACCAGUCAGCUCCUGCCACGUCUAGAGUCUCUGACGAUAUGGAGUUGUGAAAACUUGGUUGAGCUCUUCAACUUCCCUGCAUCUCUCAAGACAAUAGGCAUUUAUUAUUGCGGUAAGCUUGAGUCCACAUCCGGCAGGAAGGUGCAGCCGGGACAGUCAGUAUCAUCGAUUCAUCAAGGGUCAUCCAGUAUACAAGAUUUAUCAUUAUACCACUGUGACGGCUUAACAGGGGUCCUCUAUCUCCCCCCGUCCCUCAAGAGACUAGACAUUGUUGACUGUGGCGGGUUGGCAUCUCUGGAAUCCUGCUCUCCCGAGUGCAAAUUCUUGAAGUUCCUCCAGCUUCGGGGUUGCAAGACCCUGGAAUCCCUACCGGAUGUGCCGCAAGCAUACCCAUCUCUCCAAUAUCUUUGCAUUAGAGACUGCCCUGGUAUGAAGACGCUUCCUGCCAGCCUGCAGCAACGCCUUGGCAGCAUCCAACAGGAACACCUAGAUGCUCGUCUUUAUGAAAAUAAGCCAAGGCCUAUGCUGCUGAAGCCGAAGACAUGGAAGUAUGUCUGCAAAGGCUGA